AUGGAGGCGUACCUAGAGGAGGCGCGCAAAAUUGAGAAGCAGUUCAUGGGCGUGUCGUGCAGGACGAACAAGGAAGCAAACGACAUCACAAAAAGAGCCUCUCGCAGGCUCCCUCAGGAGCCAGGGGUGUUCGAGGAGCGGCUCUUCAAGCCAUCUGCGACCCCGCACGUCACGACUCCAGCACCACCUCAGGAGGACCUGCCACAUGCACCCGAGACGGGUGCCCCAGCCUGUGGUCACCCCUCAGGAGCCCGCUUGCUGCUCGCGCUCGAGCCUCAGGAGGGGGGAAUCGAACGCCGUGAUGAUUCAACCUUCGUACGAGCCCCGCACACAAACAGUCGAUACAGAAGAUAUGCCCACGCGCGUUUCAGUAAUCCAGUUCAAGGCCAGCGAAAAAAAAGAGAAAGAACCCGCACCCCACGUUCUCCACCUCCUUCCCCGACGACCUGCCAGAUCUUAUAUACCCCCGAACACGAAGCACUCCGCACCCCCUCUGCGGCGACCAGUCCAGCGCCGCCCUCUCCACCGGAUGCCCGAAGGUCGCCGCGACCACCAGACGCCUCCCUCUACAGCAGACGGCCCUCUCUCUCCCCGACCACGCAGGCUCUGUUCACAAGAAUUCCCAAGCGAUAUUACCAUCCAAGUUGGGGAGAGCAGCUUCCGCACAAGCUCCCACUGGCAUCUAAAUGCGGCUACAUAAGGAAGCUGGUGUCGGGGGCCAACGGGUCCAGGGUGACCCACCUCGAGAUCACAGGCAUGCCCGGCGACGCCAAGGCGUUUGACCUCGUCAUCAAGUUCUGCUACGGCAUCAACUUCGAGAUCACCACCGACACCAUCGCCAUGCUGUGCUGCGCCACCGAGCACCUGGAGAUGACCAAGGGAGUGCAAGCCCGGGAACCUCAUCGGUGGGACCGAGGCCUACCUGGAGGAGGUGGCACUGGUGAACCUCGAGGACCACGCUCUGCAGGGCCAGGACCGAGGAGCUCCUCCCGACGUCCGACAAGGUGCAGAUCAUUAGCAGGUGCAUCGAUGCCAUAGCGACCAUGACCUGCAGCGAUGGCAGUCAUGAGGGACUGGACAGUGCUACGGCAGCGUGGGCACGGCGCCCAAGCCCGUGGAUGACUGGUGGGCCGACGAGCUGGACGGUGGGAGUUUAAACCGCACUCUUUGGUAUGAACCCCAUGCGUAAACUUUGAUAGUUCUUGUAACAUGAUUUCAGUUCUUGGGUAAAAUUCAGUUCUUGAAAUGUAAGUCAUUCUGUACAUAUUUUUAGUUGAGGAAGAGAGAGCUUGUAGAUGGUUCGCUUGUUGAUUCAACUCACCCCAUGUCUGAUGAAAUCAAAUGCCUAUUUGCCACUGUUCCGUGGGGUUUACUAUAGACCUUGAAGCUUUUGCUUGUGUUAUCUAUUAGAUAUUUUUCUAAACUCUCUAGAGCACCCCCCUCUUUGCACCGACCUGUAAUUUUUGUUUGAGCAGGGACAGUGCAGCGAACACAAGCAAAGAAAUUGGUAGAAGGUGAGAAGGACUAUUUGAUAAGUAUUGAGAUGUAGUAAGACAUGUUUAAUCUGAAUUUUGACAUAUGGAGGGCAUCAUAGUCUGUAUGUUCAAUUUUUGAUUGUAUGUUGAAUUCUCAUGCUCUAGAUCCGCCUCCACAGACAUCACACACUCCCUGAUCUCCCACCGGCAACGCCCCGAGGUCAUUGACACAGGUGACCAAGUGAUUACAACGACGUCGAGGAGGUUGUGGGUGAGAGCUCCUGUUCUCCUAGGGGGAACAUGUUGGCGCGUUCGAGGAGUCCAAGAAGAAGGGAGGAGGCACUCCUUUGGGCUGCUCUAGGAAAUACACCAGACUGAGCGAGGUUAGAUAAAAGUUUCUUAAUUCUUCACUGGAAUUCUUUGGAGUUGGAAGAAGUGCACGCAUAUGAAAGAAGGUACUUCAAGCUGGAGGCACAUAUGAAGACUGGACAGAGAAGCAGUGAAGGAAGAUGAAGACCAUCAUCAAACUUUACCUAUUUGUGUUUCGGAUGGGACUUACAUGUGGAGAAAGACAUGAUGAUCGCCAAAAAUGGAGGGGAGUGGGAGAAAAACAUCAGAGUUUGUGAACAAAUUUUGAAAGAAAGACCAAUUGGUUCAAUACUUGGUCCGAAAACUUCAUUCUAUGACU
Molecule: messenger RNA, 2163 nt
Organism: Triticum dicoccoides
Lineage: Eukaryota; Viridiplantae; Streptophyta; Magnoliopsida; Poales; Poaceae
Exons: 4
Coding region: 1-1038 (345 amino acids)
Molecular function (GO): protein binding
Source: RefSeq, a predicted model, not a curated record